GCAGCAAGAAGAACUGCAUCAGGUAGACCCACAGGAACCGAUGGAUCUGACUCUCGUAUCGAAUGGUAGUGAAUCCCGUUAUACGAAAGUGGCUAUAGGGAAGCAGCGACUCCGUACUCUGGUCAUUUUGCUGACACUUGUGUAUAUGUCUUCACUCUUUCAUGCACUUCUACCAAUAUUGAAGGAGGAGAGCCCCAGUAUAUUUGCAAUUUCAUAUGCUGCUCUUGGCGCUAUUUCUUUGCUUAUAGGGGAAAUAGGUCGAAGAUGGAACCGGAUAAAUCUUUUGAUAAUUUGCUUGGUUGGCUCAUCCAUUGCCCAAGUUCUAUCGGUACUUAUUGCUGUCAGAAAUAACUCAAUACUACAGGUUAUCCAAAAGCGCAAUGACCGGGGAAUAGAUGAAAAGAUGGGACUUUUUGCUGCAGCAGCUGGUGUAAUAGGAUUAGUGUUACAGAUACUUAUAAUUGUCACUAUAACUUCUCUUGUCGGGAAUAUGUCUCCUCCAAAAAGAGCUUCUUAAUGGCUUCUUGUGGCAUGGCAAUUAGUCCCCCAAAGAUUGGGAAAGGGCCAUACGCCUAGCACAUUAGGUUAUUUCUCUUAAAUUGUUUUUGGAAGUACCAUUAUAUAUCUUUUGAAUUGCAAUAUAUCUGUUAGUGAGAUAAUUGUUUUACCUAUAUUUGUGGGAUUGUUUCAAUUAGCAUACUAAACUUUUAGGACAA
Carica papaya (papaya) is the source of this 716-nucleotide messenger RNA. RefSeq names its product jagunal-like protein. Gene Ontology annotation, biological process: endoplasmic reticulum organization; vesicle-mediated transport. Gene Ontology annotation, cellular component: endoplasmic reticulum membrane. Lineage: Eukaryota; Viridiplantae; Streptophyta; Magnoliopsida; Brassicales; Caricaceae. The record is from RefSeq and is a predicted model, not a curated record.